Molecule: messenger RNA, 1228 nt
Organism: Galeopterus variegatus (Sunda flying lemur)
Lineage: Eukaryota; Metazoa; Chordata; Mammalia; Dermoptera; Cynocephalidae
Gene: FANK1
Product: fibronectin type III and ankyrin repeat domains 1
Exons: 9
Biological process (GO): regulation of apoptotic process
Cellular component (GO): nucleus
Molecular function (GO): protein binding
Source: RefSeq, a predicted model, not a curated record
AUGCCGUCCUCAAAGCCCCAUCCACCUGUCGUGGGCAAAGUGACUCAUCACAGCAUUGAAUUAUACUGGGAUCUGGAAAAGAAAGCUAAGCGGCAAGGACCUCAGGAGCAAUGGUUUAGAUUCUCAAUUGAAGAAGAAGACCCCAAAAUGCACAGUUACGGCAUCAUUUAUACGGGAUAUGCAACAAAGCAUGUCAUCGAAGGUCUGGAACCAAGGACACUGUACAGAUUUCGACUGAAGGUCACCAGCCCCUCUGGAGAAUAUGAGUACAGCCCGGUUGUCUCGGUAUCUACGACCAGAGAACCCAUAAGUAUUGAGCACUUGCAUCGAGCUGUCAACGUGAAUGAUGAAGAUUUGCUUGUUCGAAUACUUCAAGGAGGAAAGUGCUGCAGAGGAGUGUCUUGAAAAUAGUGUUACUCAUUUGUAGUGCUCAUUGUGGCUUCUGAGUCAUCAAAGUCACUUACCUAGCAACAGUUUGUUUCCUUUAGGCUUGUGAAAAUCCUCAUUUCUAAUGGCACAGAUGUGAAUCUGAAGAACGGAAGUGGCAAGGACAGUCUAAUGCUUGCAUGCUAUGCGGGUCACCUAGACGUGGUGAAGUUUCUCCGAAGACACGGUGCUUCUUGGGAGGCUCGAGACCUGGGAGGCUGUACAGCUUUGCACUGGGCUGCAGAUGGAGGCCACUGCCAUGUGAUUGAGUGGAUGAUAAAGGACGGCUGUGAGAUAGAUGUCGUGGACGCUGGUUCAGGAUGGACCCCGCUGAUGAGAGUCUCCGCAGUGUCAGGAAACCAGAGCGUAGCCUCCCUUCUGAUUGAGGCUGGGGCCAACGUGAACGCGAAGGACAAGGACGGAAAGACCCCUCUUAUGGUGGCCGUGUUAAAUAAUCACGAAGAGCUAGUCCAGUUACUUCUUGACAAAGGGGCAGAUGCAAGUGUAAAAAAUGAGUUCGGCAAAGGUGUCCUAGAAAUGGCCAGAGUUUUUGACAGACAGAAUGUAAUCUCCUUGUUAGAAGACAGGAAAAAAAAGCAAAUGCCAAAGAAGUCUUCUGUCUGCUGAUCAGAGCACUGCUUGCCUGUGAAAUUUAAGCAAAACAAAGAAGAGAUGACUGUUGAGCUAGACAUAUGAGAUUCUGCAUCUUUGAGGACUAUACAUUUAUUUAUUUAGUUGAAGGUUCAGUGACUUUUUUGUAACAUGCAACUGUUCACACUUUGAAAUACAUCUUUUUACUCAA